GGAACAAGCAUUUGUCUAUAAGCAACCUGAUGGCAUUUUCUCAUUUCAGGUGGCUGUUGCAGAUCAUGAUGGUGUUGUGACUUGUUUUGGAAUGAAAAAAGGGGAGGCUGUGCCUGUGUUCAAAUCGCUCCCAGGACAGAAGAUCUCCAGACUUGAGCUUGGAGGGGCUUUGGGAACCCCGCAGGAAAAGAUCUUUGUGAGCUCAGGCUCUGAAGUGAGGGGAUAUACUAAAAAGGGCAAACAGUUUCUUACAUUUGAAGCCAACCUAACAGAGAGCAUAAAUGCCAUGCAUGUUUCAGGGGCAGAUCUGUUUGUGUAUACCACUAGGCUGGAACUGAAGGUGAGGUCUAUAGAGGGUCAGUAUGGCACCCUUCAGGCUUACGUGACGCCAAGGCUUCAGCCCAAAACCUGCCAGGUUCGACAAUACCAGAUCAAACCGCUUUCCCUCCACCAAAGGACGCACGCAAUCGAUCAGGAGCGGCCCAUGAACACGUUGAGACUGACAGGACAGUUCAGUUUUGCAGAGAUCCAUUCCUGGGUUGUGUUCUGUCUGCCUGAGGUCCCAGAGAAAACCCCAGCAGGAGACAGCAUCACAUUCUACUUUCAGAACACUUUCUUGGGAACACAGCUAGAAGCCACCUAUUGUAAAGGUGAGGCAAACUUCAAAUCAGACAACAUUUCUACCAUAUCCAUACUGAAGGAUGUUUUGUCCAAAGAGGCCACUAAGCGAAAAAUCAAUCUGAAUACAUCCUAUGAGGUGAAUGAGGACUCUGUGAGCCAUACUCUUCGAAUGAUUCAUCCCAAGCUAGAGUAUCAGUUGAUUUUGGCCAAAAAAGUUCAGCUUAUUGAUGCUUUAAAGGAGCUGCAGGUGCAUGAGGGGAAUGCAGGUUUUCUGAUUCCUGAGUAUCGCAGUAUACUGGAUGAAUCUGCCCAGCUCUUAGAAGAAUAUAAGAAACAACCAGCUCACUUAGAAAGAUUGUAUGGUGAGUAA
Molecule: messenger RNA, 991 nt
Organism: Sinocyclocheilus grahami
Lineage: Eukaryota; Metazoa; Chordata; Actinopteri; Cypriniformes; Cyprinidae
Product: Bardet-Biedl syndrome 7 protein-like
Exons: 9
Biological process (GO): intracellular transport; cilium assembly; intracellular protein localization
Cellular component (GO): axoneme; BBSome; ciliary basal body
Source: RefSeq, a predicted model, not a curated record